This is a messenger RNA of Danio rerio (zebrafish), 3289 nucleotides long. RefSeq names its product VPS16 core subunit of CORVET and HOPS complexes (gene vps16). NCBI's taxonomy places the organism in Eukaryota, Metazoa, Chordata, Actinopteri, Cypriniformes, Danionidae. Gene Ontology annotation, molecular function: actin binding. The record is from RefSeq and is marked provisional. Gene Ontology annotation, biological process: vacuole organization; endosomal transport; vacuole fusion, non-autophagic. Gene Ontology annotation, cellular component: late endosome membrane; cytoplasm; bounding membrane of organelle.
GAUGACAGAGGAAGAGAUGGGCGAAAGAGAAUGAUAAACAGAAUAAAAAUAUACUCAUAAUGCAGCGCUAACUGGAACAUUCAUAAUAAGGUUUCACAUAUUUGGCAGAUUCAGCAGCAUAGGUCGGUCAUGGCGUUUGUUACAGCGAACUGGAACCCUCUGGGCGAGGCUUUUUACAGAAAGAUUGAAUUGUAUGAGAUGGCCUGGAAACUCAAAGACGGUCUGAAAGAUUGUCUGUUUGCUGCAGCUCCAUACGGGGGUCCCAUUGCUCUCCUAAAAUGGCACAACCGACGUUCUCCCAGUGCCAGACCACAGUUAGAGAUCUACUCUUCUUCAGGACUCCCUCUGGCCAGCUUUCCAUGGAAGAGUGGUGUGGUGAAGCAGUUGGGAUGGACGGUGUCUGACGACCUACUGUGUGUUCAGGAGGACGGCACUGUGCUCGUCUAUGAUCUCUUGGGCGGCUUCAAGAGACACUUCAGCAUGGGCAAUGAAGUUUCUCAGAGUCAGGUGCUGGAGACCAAGAUUUUUCAUUCACCCUAUGGCACAGGGGUUGCCAUAUUGACAGGUGCCUUGCGGUUCACUUUGGCCACAAACAUUGAUGACAUCAAACUGAGGAGGCUACCUGAGGUUCCAGGUAUCCAGGCAGCGCCAUCAUGUUGGGCAGUGCUGACUCAGGACCGACAAAGUAAAGUCCUGGUGGCCAGUGGUGCUCAUCUGUUCAUCUUGGACAAUACAGCCUGCACUCCUGUGACUCCUCCAGGCCUCUCUCCACAAGCGUCCAGUAUACUUCACAUGUGUGUCUCAUUCAGUUAUAAAUAUCUUGCACUCCUCACCGACUCUGGCCAUGUGUGGAUGGGCACAUCCAAUCUAAAGGAGAAACUCAGUGAGGUCGAAACCAAAAUCAAAACACCCCCCAGACAGAUGGCAUGGUGUCGCAGGCCCAAGAGUCAGGAGCCUUCGGCAGUGGUCAUGUGGGACGGGCUUCUCCUGGUGGUCGGAGAGUGUAAAGAAACAAUUCAGUAUCAACUGGAUGAUGAUUCAAUCCUGGUCCCGGAGCUAGAUGGGGUUCGGAUCAUCAGUGGAACACACCAUGAGCUUUUGCAAGAGGUCCCAGGUGCUUGUGAGGAGAUAUUUAAAAUUGCCUCAAUGGCUCCUGGAGCUUUACUGCUGGAGGCACAUAAAGAAUAUGAGAAAGAGAGUCAGAAGGCAGACGAGUAUCUGAGAGAGAUUAAAGAGCAGAGUCUGCUGAGCGAAGCGGUACAACAGUGUGUGGAAGCCGCCGGGCAUGAACAUGAACCCGAGACACAGAAAACACUCUUGAGGGCGGCUUCGUUUGGGAAGUGUUUCUUGAGUAAUUUUCCUCCGGAGCAGUUCGUCAGUAUGUGCCGAGACCUGCGAGUGUUGAAUGCUGUUCGAGAUUAUACCAUAGGCAUUCCUCUGACCCACACUCAGUUCAAGCAGAUGACCGUACAGGUGCUCAUCGACAGAUUGGUUUAUCGUAAACUCUAUCCACUGGCUAUUGAGGUUUGCAGAUAUCUGAAGACUCCGGAAUAUCAGGGAGUAAGUCGUGUGCUCAAACACUGGGCCUGCUUCAAGGUCCAGCAGAAGGAGGAAUCUGAUGAAGUCAUUGCAAAAGCUGUGAGUGUGAAGCUCGCCGAUGCUGCUGGAAUCUCCUACUCUGAAAUCGCCACCAAAGCAUACGAGAGCGGACGAACGGAGCUCGCCAUUAAGCUGUUGGAGUUUGAGCCUCGCUCUGGUGAACAGGUCCCACUGCUGCUGAAAAUGAAGAAAAGUCCUCUGGCUUUGAGCAAAGCCAUUGAGAGUGGCGACACAGACCUCGUGUACACCGUGGUGAUGUACCUGAAGAAUGAGCUAAACAGAGGAGACUUCUUCAUGAUGUUGAGGAACCAACCUGUGGCUCUGAGCCUCUACAGACAGUUUUGUAAACAUCAGGAGCAGGAUACGCUGAAAGAUCUUUUCAAUCAAGAUGACGAUCACGAGGAACUGGGCAAUUUCUACGUAAAAGCCAGCUAUAAAGAGCAGAGACUGGAAGCACGGAUUGCUCUUUUACAAAGUGCCGUGGACGAGUACUACAAGGCCAAGAAUGAGUUUUCUGCCAAGAGCACAGAAGACGAGAUGCGUCUGCUGCGGUUUCAGAGGAAGCUGGAGGAAGAGAAGGGCGAGCCUCUUGUGGGCUUUUCUCUUCAUGACACUAUGACCACACUGCUGUCUGUGGGACUGCACAAACACGCAGAACAGCUUUACAAAGACUUCAGAGUGCCUGAUAAGAGGUUCUGGUGGCUAAAGUUGAAGGCUCUUGCUGAGAAGGAGGACUGGGACGAGCUGGAGAAAUUUGCCAAAAGCAAAAAGUCUCCUAUUGGAUAUCUGCCAUUCGUAGAUGUGUGUAUUAAACAUCAUAACAAAUAUGAAGCCAGGAAAUAUGUGUCUAAAGUCACACCCGAGCAGAAGGUCAAAGCUCACCUCGCAGUGGGGGACAUGGAAGGUGCUGCAGAGGCUGCUAUCGAGAGGCGUAAUGACACUGAGAUCAGCACAGUUCUCUCACGCUGUUCAUCGACCACUGAUCAUGCUCUUGUGGAACGCCUGAACCGAGCCAGAGCCACGGCUACCAAAAAGUGAGCCUGUAUGCUUCUGCCCUGCUCAACUGAGCUGUGCACAUUCCUCCAGCAAAAAAGCAACAGAAUUUACUUUGAGCUGUGUAAAUGACUCCUGGUCGACUGGACGAUUUUCACAAAAUAAAUUCUGCAAAGUGAAGGAAAAUGUAUUGGGUGGAUUCACAGAGAAAAGACAGACAGCAAGAAAACUUGCACGUCAGCAAUUUGUGUUUUUUCUGCCUCUGUCAGAGAGCUAAAAGCAGUUCCCAUCCUGUGCAUCACUGUAAAUUGUUAGGAUAUAGUUCACCCAAAAAUGAUUAAUUCUUCUGUCGAACACAAGGCAAUAUAUUUCGAAGAAAGCUGAACACUUGUAAUCACUGACCUCCAUGGUAGGAAAAACAAAUACUAUGGAAGUCAGUUGUUACAACAUUUCAGCUUUUUUUUCAAAAUAUCUUCCUUUGUGUUCAACAGAAGAAAUAGGCUCAUAAAGGUUUAUAACCACUGAAGGUUAAAUUAAAUGUUCAUUUUUGGGUAAAUUAUCCCUUAAAAACUCUUUGUACCUAUAAUUGUAUUAUGAGCUGAUGUGUGUUUGUUGUAGAAUCAUACUGUAAUCGAUCAUAUGCUGUGUUCUGACAAAGUAACACUUGUUAUUUUAAUUAAACCACGGUUGGAUACAG